AUGGCGCAUGUACUGGGAGGACCACGAUCUUUAACAACGUCAAACGAGUUUCAGUUCCCAUCUUGGAAAACCCUGUCAGCUGGUUCUACAAAAUCCUUUUCUCAACUGGUUUCAAUACUCCCUCCUCGAUUAAGCUUUGGUCACCGAAACCUUUUCGAGAAACAACUGAACGGAGAUGGGGUCGGGGUAGAAAGCACGAGGGCUGCUCAUUUGGUACCUAUAAAUUGCACUAAGGAAAAGGAUGCUGCAAAUUCGGAGAUGCCAGUGCCAAGAGUUGGUGUGUUGGUGUUCGUUUUGAAGGGCAAAUCCGUGCUCUUGGGCCGCCGGCGCGCCACCAUUGGUGACUCUGCUUUUGCCCUCCCUGGUGGCCACCUCGAGUUUGGCGAGAGCUUUGAAGAUUGUGCUGCAAGAGAAGUGAAGGAGGAAACAGGUUUGGACAUUGGGAAGAUAGAGAUCCUUAAAGUUACCACCAACUUCUUGCAUGAGGAACCAAAGCCAUCACAUUAUAUGAUAAUCCUUUUGCGAGCAAUACUGGCCAAUCCUGACCAGGUGCCUCAAAAUAUUGAGCCUGACAAGUUUGAUGGUUGGGAUUGGUACGAAUGGGACAGCCUCCCUAAGCCAUUGUUUUGGCCAUUAGAAAAGUUGUUGCAAGAUGGCUUCAAUCCGUUUCCGAUCGUGUAG
Molecule: messenger RNA, 681 nt
Organism: Dovyalis caffra
Lineage: Eukaryota; Viridiplantae; Streptophyta; Magnoliopsida; Malpighiales; Salicaceae
Source: the annotation of a GenBank genome assembly